GCGGCAUCUCCGUUUCUCAGGCACCCAUCUCCCCAACUGGAUUUCGAUGGGACAGACAGUGGAUGGUUGUGAAUUCAAAAGGUCGAGCCAUUACCCAAAGAGUUGAAUCAAAGCUAGCUCUAAUUGAAACUGAAUUACCAAAUGAGGCUCUAUCUGAUGGUUGGGAACCAAAUAAGCACUCGUAUCUUGUAAUUAGGGCCCCUGGUAUGGAUGCACUGGAAGUUCCAUUAUCAAUUAAGCCUUGUCCUCAGACAAUAACAGAUACCAUUACAGUGUGGGAAUGGUCUGGCUCUGGACUUGAUGAGGGUGAAGAAGCAUCACAAUGGUUCUCGAACUAUCUCGGGAAACCCGCUCGCCUAGUGCGCUUUAAUGAAGUCUUCGAAACAAGACCCGUGGACCCCAAUUAUGCCAACGGAUACAAAGUUAAAUUUAGUGACGGCUAUCCGUUCCUCAUGAUAUCACAAGGGUCGUUAGAUGCCUUAAAUGCCCUUCUCGAGGAGCCAAUUCCAGUGAAUCGUUUUAGACCCAAUAUACUUGUUGAUGGAUGCGAACAAUAUGCUGAAGAUUUAUGGAAGGAGAUCCUCAUAAGCAAGUUCCCCUUCUACGGUGUUAAAUUAUGCAGUCGUUGCAAGGUACCUACAAUCAAUCAAGAAACAGCAGAAGUGGGGAGUGAACCAACUGUGACAUUGAAGCAGUUUCGUUCGGACAAAGUAUUGCUUCCGAACAAGAAACAAAAGGGAAAUGUGUAUUUUGGACAGAAUAUGGUUUCUGCUGAAUCCCUUAAUGAAGGAGGAGCAAAGCUAAUAAGAGUUGGUGAUCCAAUUUAUGUCAUCAAAGCAAUUUUAUCCUGCACCGAUGCUGCAACUUGAACUCUUCCCUUUAUGAUCUUAGUUAAUAAAUCCCCAUUUUGUAUGAUGUGGAUCAAUAUGAUGUAUAACUUUCCCACAUUAUCACUAUCAUAAUUUUGAACAUCUUAUCAGAAAAAUUGACAGGGGAAUUAAUACAGAAUAAAUUCUCAUGUUAUUGUGUAUAGAAUGUGUAGGUUCCGGUGGCUAUUUUCUCCUGCUUGACCCGUUUGGAUUGGGUUUGGAUGAAUAAAUUGCAUAGGAAGGAUUCCAGACUGGAGCUUGAGCAGACUUCAAAUGACAAACUUUUCAAGGGUCUUUUGAUAGAUUGGUGGUAUUCUAAAGGUCGGGUAAAAUGCAAAUAAGGCAAAAUAAAUGUUGGGAAAAUUUUCAAUAGGAAUAAAAACAAUGUGAAAUUAAAUAUGAAUAUUGUUUUUCUUCCCAAAUAGGAGUAACAUAUGUCAUUCUAAAAUUAUAUUGCCAUACUUUUGUAUUACCAAUAAUUAAUAUGAAGCAUUAAUGCAUAUUUGACAGUA
This is a messenger RNA of Cuscuta europaea, 1381 nucleotides long. The record is from the annotation of a GenBank genome assembly. NCBI's taxonomy places the organism in Eukaryota, Viridiplantae, Streptophyta, Magnoliopsida, Solanales, Convolvulaceae.